Molecule: messenger RNA, 1735 nt
Organism: Xylaria bambusicola
Lineage: Eukaryota; Fungi; Ascomycota; Sordariomycetes; Xylariales; Xylariaceae
Product: tachykinin family protein
Exons: 4
Coding region: 151-1698 (515 amino acids)
Source: RefSeq, a predicted model, not a curated record
AUUACGUUCAGUCUCAGCUUCCAGCGAUUGCUUCAGGCGACUCAGUCAGUAUAUGUUUAUGUAAGAGGAUGACAACACAAUCAACAUGGAGAGAACACAACCAGCGUGGUUUCCUUAUACUCUUCUCAUUGCCAUAUCUGGGAAAUCAGUAUGUCUUCCUCAGAAGCGGGUGAUACUCCAGUCUCGUACACAUUCGUCACCGAGAACAACAGCGGUGAGGGACGCAGCCAUGCCAUACGAGCGCAUUGGAGACAACGUCGACAGAGAAUUGAAAUGCAGCGAAGGGAACGAGAAGCGCAGGAGCAGAGACCCCCGAGGCAAAUUCUCCCAGGCCCUCGAAAUUCCUCGGAGUCCUCUAGGAUGUCACCAAUGCCGCCAACAUCGGACUCACACCCCCCGUUACACGAGCACUUUGGGGCAGACAGAGAAAACUCAACUAGCGGGAGUUCGGGGCAUCUCACGAGCACGCUUGAGGGAAUACCGGCACAAGCUUUAUCGAGAAUGAAUAUCGCCCUUGGAUCCAGCCGUUGGGAUCCGUUCGAUCGUUUCCCUGUUCAGCUUACAACGAGACAUCAUAGACUUCUGCAUCACUGGCUCAGCACAUUUGCAGGCAUGAUGUUCAACAUGCAUACGUCAGAUUUCAACCCCAUGCGUGAUGUCUGGCUUCCCUUGGAUCUGUCCAAUGCUGCAUCAUUCAAUGCUAUCAUGGCUCACUCCGCGGCGCACCUCGCUCGUAUGCAGGGUUUCCCUGUUUCCAAUGAAGCGGUGCAAUUCAAAAUCGAAGCUGUAGGCAUCGUGCAAUGCUGGGCUAGGGAUCCCGGCCUUGCGCUGAGUGACGAUACAAUUGCAGCUAUCCUCAGGCUCUUGUCAUUUGAAAGAUACUGGGGCUCAGAGGUUGAAUGGCGAAUCCACCGUAAUGGGCUAUUGGAGAUCAUUGAGGCACGAGGAGGCAUCACAACACUACAGAGCAAUUGGAGACUUGAAAUAACUACAUUUCUCGUAAUGUUGAUGGCUCGGCCUUCAUGGUUUGACAGCUCUAAUCAACUAAGAGAAAUUUCACAGCAACCUAUGAGUGCUCAUCCCGUCCUGGGACAUUUGGGAAACCUGCAUAAAACGCGCUGCCUCUGGUUGCUUUCGUUCAUUCAGGACAUGCGCACCUUCAUGGGAAACUCCCCUGAGAUAUAUAAUCAUGGAUUAGCUCAUUACACGUCCAUACGUGAUGCCUUACUUGUAGUCAAAUCGGACUUGUAUCUUCACGACGAAGAUCUCCUAGCAGAGGAUGAUAUCAAUGAGCGGGAGCGCACUCGAUUAGCUUGCUUAUUCUACAUAUGUGUUAUGCUUCAAGGGUGUGUUUCGCAUUCUGACGCCGGGAAUCCAGUUCCUCUGGACUUCUACCAUAGUUAUUCAAUCACUUCUUUCAACCAAUGUCUCGCACGGAACUAUGGCGAGUGGCAGGGGUCCAUCCAGAAUUUAUACGAAUGCCUGUUCCAUGGCACCAUCGCAGCACAAACUCCUACCAGCAGGUUACGUUAUGCACUAGAUCUGACGGAUACUCUUAGUUCGAUGAGCGCCGAAUCGCGCCGGGGGGUAGAGAAAUGCAUGUUGCAGAUACUCUACCAAGCUCUGACAGACGGGAGAACUACUAUGGAUUACGAUUGCACUCUAGAUAGUCUACUAGCAUGUAUAGAAGGCCAUUAAGGGGUUGAAUGGAUGUAUAUGUGUUGUAACGUGAGAA